Vollenhovia emeryi is the source of this 2019-nucleotide messenger RNA. RefSeq names its product segmentation protein Runt-like. Gene Ontology annotation, cellular component: nucleus. Gene Ontology annotation, molecular function: RNA polymerase II cis-regulatory region sequence-specific DNA binding; ATP binding; DNA-binding transcription factor activity, RNA polymerase II-specific. The coding region runs from base 394 to 1392 and encodes 332 amino acids. Gene Ontology annotation, biological process: regulation of DNA-templated transcription. Lineage: Eukaryota; Metazoa; Arthropoda; Insecta; Hymenoptera; Formicidae. The transcript has 4 exons. The record is from RefSeq and is a predicted model, not a curated record.
CGCGCUUGCUCUGGGUGGGGCUCCGGAAAAAUUGGAGGGGAGAAAAAUCCCCCCUAAAUAGCUGCGGCUACGGCUGCGAAAAACUAGAAUCCGCUCAGCCGGCAUCGAGUGCGCGUCGGAUUGCUACAACAGUUUACCAGUUCGUGGUACAAAGGUGCGAUCGAAACAGAAAUUCAAAUCAAGGGAGUACACCGUACAGUUUCUUCGCCGAGAGAGAUUGAGGUAAAAAGAAAUGAUACGUGUCUACUGUUCGAUUGUGAUGACAGUGAAUAUAACGAAAAGAACAGUGACCAAUCGUGUUCGCCACAACAGUGUUUGCGCGUAGGAGUUUGAAUUGAUAGUUAAAGGAUAGUUGAACUUUUCCCUGUUGGAUUUCCCGCUGGAAUUAAAAGAAUGCAUUUACGGGAUAGUCCCUUGGGAAUGGCGGAGACCCUUAGAGCAAUUCAGGAGUCCCUCAGUAGAUAUCAUGGCGAAUUGGUGGCGACAGGAAGCCCCACCAUCAUGUGCACUUCAUUACCAAGCCAUUGGAGAUCGAACAAGUCUCUUCCAGUGGCAUUCAAGGUCAUAGCUCUCGACGAUGUCACGGAUGGCACGCAAGUUACCAUCAAAGCUGGCAACGACGAGAACUGUUGCGGCGAGCUGCGGAAUUGCACGGCGCUCAUGAAGAAUCAAAUCGCCAAGUUCAACGAUCUUAGAUUCGUCGGUCGUAGCGGAAGAGGAAAAUCAUUCACCCUAACGAUCCAGAUCAACACGGUACCGUACCAAGUAGCCACGUACGCUAAAGCUAUCAAGGUUACGGUAGACGGCCCACGUGAACCGAGAUCAAAAUCGAAUUAUCAGUAUAGCGCCGGUUUUCAUGGACUCGGUGGCUUUCUCAGUCCCUGGCUGGACGCCACGUACUUUGCACCAUCCUGGCAUUUGCCGCAUCCUGCUUUAGUUAAAGGAGCGAUACCGUCACCCCCCGAUCUGUUCAAUCCGGCCUUCUCGCCAAUUUUAACGUAUCCGCUGGAAUACGUAAAUAAUUAUUCCGACUACGCGGCGUUGGCGACAAGCAACGCGUCGACGGCGAACACGAUGGCGUCGGUUCUGCCGGUCGCGCCGAGUCCGUCCAGAACGCCGCCCAGCCCUAGCGAGUCGGGCAGCGAGUCCGCGACCGAAGAGGUUCGAAGUGCCUUCGUGCCUCUUCGACACAACACCUUGCCACCGAGCACCUCGUCGUCGUCGUCAUCGCCGGACAGGAAUCCCAAGAGGCCAACCGAGGGCACGAGGAACGAGCUCAAGGCGCCCACCGCGCUCAUCUCCCAGAAACUGUCGCCCUCGCAGAGGAGUCCGUCGCCGACCAAACUCUCGCCGCCGUCUGCCAAAGUCUGGAGGCCGUAUUCAAAAUCGUAGAUUCGAGAACGACGUCCCGAACGGACACCCCUCUGGGAAGAAGGCUAGUGAAAAUGUAUCGUCGAUGGUAGACGAAACAACUGCAAGUUAUAACUGCAUUUACGAAUUUCACAACUUUUAUGAACAAAUUGAAAUGAUCAAACGUGCGAUAAAUGUUUACGAGUUUAAUACUUUCACAAAAUUGGUGAUCAACUUUUUGAAUAAUUCACCUUUCGAAUACUCCGAGACGCACCGAAGACGCUUCGUCUACCACUGCGGACACACGUUGCAAGUUUCAUGAAUUCAUGAUGAGUUUUAUCAAUUUUGUUCAACGAAAAUUAUAAAAUUCCCGAUGAAUUUAUAAAUUUGAACAAGUGUAUAUAUGAAAACGAAUUGUACAUAUGCCGUGUAUUGUAUAUAUGCCGUGUAUAUAGGUCGUGGACAAUAAAGUAGUUACAGAGAUAAAGAUUUAUUUACAUUCUGUGCGUUCAUGGAAGUACACAUGUAAGUGAUUGAGUGAGAGAGUGAGAGAGAGAGAGAGAGACCAAAAACAGAGAUAUUGAGAUAUUAUUUAUAAGCCAGAGUUUUAAUGUAAAUAGAUGGUAGAAGCGCAACGAGAUGAAUAAAAUCCACCUCGACGUAAGAAAA